AUGGGGAUGCUUGAUAAAUUUACAGACAUUUAUAGAGACUUACAGGAGAUAAAAGGUAGAUUUACAGGGAUACAGGGUGGAUUUACAGGGAUACAAGCUAGAUUGACAGGGAUACAGCGUGGAUUUACAGGGAUACAAGCUAGAUUGACAGGGAUACAGGGUGGAUUUACAGGGAUACAAGCUAGAUUGACAGGGAUACAGGGUGGAUUUACAGGGAUACAAGCUAGAUUGACAGGGAUACAAGCUAGAUUUACAGGGAUACAGGCUAGAUUGACAGGGAUACAGGGUGGAUUUACAGGGAUACAAGCUAGAUUUACAGGGAUACAGGCUAGAUUUACAGGGAUACAGGCUAGAUUUACAGGAUACAGGCUAGAUUGA
Homarus americanus (American lobster) is the source of this 378-nucleotide messenger RNA. RefSeq lists its product as uncharacterized. The transcript has a single exon. Lineage: Eukaryota; Metazoa; Arthropoda; Malacostraca; Decapoda; Nephropidae. The record is from RefSeq and is a predicted model, not a curated record. Bases 1 to 378 code for a protein of 125 amino acids.